GAGAGAGAGAGAGAGAGAGAGAGAGAGAGAGAAUGACGAUGAAACGAAGAUAGAUAUAAAGCAGUAUCAGACGUGUUUUGUAAACGUAUUUGGCUACAUGCACUAGUUAAAUUCCAGGUGAAUGUGACUGCCUACACUGGAUUAUAUAAAUAUGUUGCUUGUCGUGUCCUCCUCCUCUCUCUGUGAACAUCAGACAGAAUAACAUCGGUGGAGCUCCCGGUAACCGUAUGAUUAUGUCUCCUCCACAGCCAGCCUGCCGCCUCCUGCUGACGGCAACGACACAAAAAAGAGACUGUGCUGUGGCUUCCUGAUGAAUUCAUCCAGCCACCAUGCAAUGUUCCUGGAAGUCCAUGAUGCUGCUGGUGUUAGCAUCCAUAGCCAUCCAGUACACGGCUAUCCGCACUUUUUCCACUAAGCCUCUAAGCCUGCUGUACUCUGUGGGCCUGGCACCAAGGGGCCAUGCGGUCAACUGCAGCCUCAAAGAUCUGACAAAACUGGGCCAGGAGACAGCAGAGAGCUCAGACCAAGGUUGUGAUGAGACCCGGACACCCUCCUCCCCUGCCCCUACCUCUGACUCUUCUAACGCCAACAAGAGAACUCACAUCCUGAUUCUGGCUACGACACGGAGUGGAUCCUCCUUUGUGGGUCAGCUGUUCAACCAGCAUCCAGAGGUGUUCUACAUGUUCGAGCCUUUGUACCAUGUCCAGUUGGCUUUGCUUCCUCGCCUGUCGCAGAGCAGGAACCUGGCUGAGAGGAGGGUGAUGCUGGGAGCAGCUAGAGAGCUGCUGAGGUCCCUGUACCACUGUCAGCUCAACAGUCUGGAGAGCUACAUAAGACCUCGGCCCUCCAAUCACACUACUGACAAACUGUUCAGACGAGGAGCCAGCCGGUCACUGUGCUCCCCCCCUGUAUGUGAGGCUUCUCUGGGCCGGGAGGCUCAGAGCCUGGUCCUGACUGAUGAGGGGGAGUGUGGGAGGAGAUGUGGAGCACUCAAUUUAUCCCUGGCUGCUGACACCUGUAGUACGAAGCAGCAUGCAGCCAUCAAAACUGUCCGGAUUCCCCAAAUCAGUGACCUCAGAGCGCUAAUUGAGGACUCAAGACUCAACCUGAAGGUGGUCCAACUUGUAAGAGAUCCACGCGGCAUCCUGGCAUCCCGUAUCGAGACUUUUCGAGACACUUACCGUCUGUGGCGUCUGUGGAGAGCGACUGGACGGCGACCCCACAACCUGGACCUGGGACAGAUCAAUGCAGUGUGUGAGGACUUCCUCAGAUCUGUGUCCACAGGCCUGGCCAGACCUGCCUGGCUCAGAGGGAGAUACAUGCUGCUCAGGUAUGAAGACUUGGCCAGGUUUCCUCUCCAAAAGGCUAGAGAGCUCUACGGCUUCCUGGGUCUGGAUCUGGACCACAGUGUGGAAGAGUGGAUCAUCAACAACACCCGGGGGAGCAGUGAUCUUUCAUCACGGCAGAAGUUCACCACAGUUCGGGACUCUGCGGCUAAUGCCGAGAACUGGAGGCUGAAGCUGUCCUUCGAUAUGGUCGUCUACACGCAGACUGCCUGCCAGCCACUGCUUGAGCUCCUCGGAUACAAGAGAGUGUUCCACCCAAAAGAACUGAGAAACCUCUCCCACUCUUUAGUGGAGGACAGGACGUUCCUUCCAUUUAUUUAAACAGUACCACGUACAUACUGUACAUUCAGUGUGGAUUUAAGAAACCAUCCAAACAAGACAGUACUGUAGUUUAUCAAGAACCGAUGAUAUAAUCAAAGCUGUCUCACUGACUAAUCUGGAUCCUCUCACUUCAUCUGUGCUGGAAAAAAAGCUGUGACUAUCCAUCUGUUUAUAACUCAAAGCUCUAUAAAACAACCUGAAAUUA
Molecule: messenger RNA, 1872 nt
Organism: Notolabrus celidotus (New Zealand spotty)
Lineage: Eukaryota; Metazoa; Chordata; Actinopteri; Labriformes; Labridae
Gene: chst1
Product: carbohydrate (keratan sulfate Gal-6) sulfotransferase 1
Exons: 6
Coding region: 330-1667 (445 amino acids)
Biological process (GO): carbohydrate metabolic process; keratan sulfate proteoglycan metabolic process; N-acetylglucosamine metabolic process
Cellular component (GO): Golgi membrane
Molecular function (GO): keratan sulfotransferase activity; N-acetylglucosamine 6-O-sulfotransferase activity
Source: RefSeq, a predicted model, not a curated record